Messenger RNA from Fusarium fujikuroi IMI 58289, 738 nucleotides. RefSeq names its product PAD1-Phenylacrylic acid decarboxylase. Lineage: Eukaryota; Fungi; Ascomycota; Sordariomycetes; Hypocreales; Nectriaceae. Gene Ontology annotation, molecular function: carboxy-lyase activity. The record is from RefSeq and is a predicted model, not a curated record. The transcript has a single exon. Bases 1 to 738 code for a protein of 245 amino acids.
AUGCGCAGUCUUAUUCGCCCCUUAAGCCGUUUCAAUAGACAUGAUUUCCUAAGCCUUUCACUGGCUCAUCACUUACCAGUUCAAGUGCGCUCCCAAUCAUCCUUCGCCAGGCACAAUGGCCGUCGGAAACGCAUCGUUGUCGCUGUUACAGGAGCGACUGGUUCUCCCUUGGCAGCUGCUCUCCUCAAACGUCUUCGGGAACUCGAGGUUGAGACGCAUCUCAUCAUGUCAAAAUGGGGAGGGGCAACACUCAAAUACGAACUUGAAGCUCCAAAUAACACAGCUUUGUACCUUGAGUCUCUUGCUUGUGUCACGCACUCAUCGCUAGAUGUCUCAGCCUCACUAUCAUCUGGCUCCUUUCGCACGGAUGGCAUGAUUGUAGUUCCAUGCAGUAUGAAGACAUUAGCAGGCAUACGAAUGGGCUACGAUAAUGACCUCAUUGUACGAGCGGCAAGUGUGACAUUGAAGGAGAGAAGGAGGCUUGUUCUAGUGGCCAGAGAAACGCCAUUAACGAGCAUUUACUUGGAGAACAUGCUUGAAGUAACCAAGACCGGAGCUGUGGUGUUCCCGCCAGUGAUGGCUUUUUACACAAGACCGAGUUCUAUCGAUGACAUGGUACAGCAAAGUAUCAUGAGAAUGAUUGACCUGCUCGAUCUCGAAGUUAUAGAUGAGGAUGUGCAGAAUGAAGCCCGUUGGUCAGGAUUUAACUGGGCAGCAAAGGAAAAGCAAAGUACCUAG